This is a messenger RNA of Fusarium coffeatum, 1746 nucleotides long. RefSeq lists its product as uncharacterized. Gene Ontology annotation, biological process: biosynthetic process. Bases 1 to 1746 code for a protein of 581 amino acids. Lineage: Eukaryota; Fungi; Ascomycota; Sordariomycetes; Hypocreales; Nectriaceae. The transcript is spliced from 6 exons. The record is from RefSeq and is a predicted model, not a curated record. Gene Ontology annotation, molecular function: geranylgeranyl diphosphate synthase activity; intramolecular lyase activity.
AUGGGCUGGGAAUAUGCCCAAGUGCAUUUAAAGUACACGAUACCGUUCGGCCUUGUGCUGUUCGCCGUGUACAGACCCUUAUUGUCAAAAUUAGAUGUUUUCAAGUUGGUGUUUAUGAUAACAACUGCUGUGGUGGCUACAAUCCCAUGGGACUCUUAUCUGAUCAGAAAUCGGAUAUGGACUUAUCCGCCAGGCGUUGUCUGCGGACUGACCGCGUGGGAUAUUCCCGCUGAAGAACUCUUCUUCUUUGUGAUCCAAACCCUCAACACAUCUCUUCUCUAUAUGCUCCUCAGCAAAGCAACUUUCCACCCUGUCUAUCUCAACAAGGCGAGCACUUGGGGUAAAGUUGCCGGUCAGCUUCUCUUCACCUCCGCCAUCAUUUUCGGUUGGGUACAUGUUUCGCGCGGUGGUGAGGGCAUGUACAUGGGCCUUAUCCUGAUUUGGGCGUGUCCAUUCCUCCUGUUUCUAUGGACCAUUUCAUACCAGUUUAUUGUGAAUUUGCCUUGGACGAAUACUCUGUUGCCAAUCGCUCUGCCAACCGUUUAUUUGUGGGUGGUUGACACUUUUGCGUUGCGACGGGGAACAUGGAGUAUCACGUCAGGCACCAAAUACGGUGUUGUUCUUUGGGAUGGCCUCGAUAUUGAGGAAGCUGUUUUCUUCCUUCUUACUAAUACGUUGAUUGUCUUUGGUCUUAUUGCAAACGACAACACUUUGGCCAUUCUGGACACAUUUCCCGAGCAUUUCCCCAAGAACAAGGGUCUCCCAACUCUUGGAUUGGUUGUCCGGGCUCUCCUUCUACCCCAAGAGAAAUAUGACCAAGAACGUAUUUCGGGGCUUGUCAGCGCGGUUGACCUUCUCAGAAAGAAGAGCCGCAGCUUUUACCUCGCAAGUGGUGCUUUCGAGGGAAGACUUCGAAUCGACCUGAUCCGACUUUACGCUUUCUGCAGAGCCGCUGAUGAUCUUGUCGAUGAGGCUCCUUCUGUUGAUGAGUCGAGAGCGUCGAUUGCAAAAUUGAGGCAGUUUCUCAACAUCGCCUACGAGGAGAACGAGGAGGAGGAUAUCUCACCUCGACUCCGCGAAUUCGUCACAUCCAACUUCCCCAAGAUGUUCCAUAUGGCUCUUCUACAACUGCCUACCUUUUAUCUCCCCAAGCAGCCUCUUGAUGACUUGCUGAAGGGUUUUGACACUGAUCUCCUUUUCGAUCGCAAGGCCGGCGAGUUUCCUAUCGAGACUACCGAGGACCUGGAUGUCUACGGUAGCCGUGUAGCUGGAACAGUUGCUGAGCUCUGCAACCACCUUAUUCUUUACCACACUCCCGAGACAAUAUCCCCGGAGGUCCAACGCGAAGUUGUGACUUCUGGACAAGAAAUGGGCAUCGCACUCCAAUACGUCAACAUCGCCCGCGAUAUCAAAGUCGAUGCCGAAAUUGACCGCGUCUACCUCCCUCUCACCUGGCUAAAAGAAGCCUCUCUCACACCUGAAGAUGUGAUUAAGGCACCAUAUGGUCCUAACAUCGAGGCUUUGCGACAAAAACUGCUUGACCGUGCUUUUGAAAAGUACAACACCGCAAAGGUAGCUAUUGAAAAACUCCCUUCAGAAGGGAAGGGUCCUAUUCGAGUCGCUGUUGAGAGUUACAUGGAGAUUGGACGUGUUCUUAGAGAAACAGGGCCUGUUCUCAAGAAGGGACGGGCUACCGUUCCCAAGAGUCGACGAAUCCGGGUUGCUUGGUCUGCAUUGAAUCAAUAG